AUGGGCAACACCUCUACAGCAAUCUGUGACGAUGAGAUGAUCCUGAGUACUUCCAAUGAGAUCAACAAAGCCCUCAAAAACCAGAUUGGCAGAGCAGUCCCAGUGACACCGGGCGAGUGGGACGAAGAGGAAGAUGCUUCUCUAUGGGAGCCAAUUACUAGUACUAGUACAUGUAUAGCGAAUGAAGAAAAGUCGUCCAAGUCUGAGCCUUUGUUGGAACCUGUGUCAUCUUUGUCGAGUGAGAGCCUCGACACGAACUUACAGGAUGAUCUGACAGAGUUGCAAGAAGCCAAAGACCAAUCGUCCUCUUACUCCUCGUCUGUGCUGGACACCGUCAAGGCGGCUCUGGAUUCCAUUGACUACGACUACGACAUUGUAACCCCUGACAAUGAUGAUGACGACGGCCAUAUCCGCCUGGAAUAUACAGUCACAGAAGUCUGCGAAGGUUGUGACUGUGCGGUCGUGAUCAUGGUGGACGAAGAAACCAGAUUGUUUCGCUACUAUCUGGAUGCUCCAUUGCGUGUCCCUUUGGCAAAAAGACGAGAUGUAGCAAUAUUGUUGACCUGCAUCAAUUACUAUACAUUUGUGGGUAAUUUUGAAAUGGACCUGCGAGAUGGGCAGUUGCGCUACAGGUGUAGUUGCAAAGUGGUGGAAGGCCACUCUGACUCGAGCAGCGUCCUAGGCGUUGGGAUGGUGAAGGAUGCCAUGGAAAUAUCGCAACAAAUGCUGGAGAAAUACUUUCCAGGGAUGAUGCAAGUGGUGUAUGCUGGGAAAGACCCGGAACAAGCGUACCAGGAUUGUUGGGUGGAUGAAAUAAUGGGGGAGGACGAGGAAGAGGAAGAUGACGAUCAGAGCAUGGACGGAGAAGACUACGAAAACAAUGAGGUGGAUGCCAGUCGUUUGCCACAAUGA
Molecule: messenger RNA, 912 nt
Organism: Seminavis robusta
Lineage: Eukaryota; Bacillariophyta; Bacillariophyceae; Naviculales; Naviculaceae
Source: the annotation of a GenBank genome assembly